GUGAGAUUCUGAGCAAGCGUUCUGAAAGAGUAGUUGUUGGUUCAAUUUUUCUUAGUGGAAAUCAAACAAGGAAAGUUGUUUUAUCCCAUAGGGUUUCGACAAGAGUUGACUGCUAGCAUAAUCAAGAGGCAGAGUCGCGAAACACCUUAAAGAUAAUGAUCUAAUACGCGACUCAGCUGUUUGAAAUUUUUCCUUGUGUGAUUUGAUUCUUGUGCGUUGUUUCCAACACAUACUACAAAGCUUGUUAUUGAGAGAUAAAAAGAGUUCAGUAGCCAUAAUUCUCAAGAAAUUCAGCAAUCGGUACGUGAUGAAGUCGAACAAGUUAACAAUGAAUGGGUUUCUUUCCAUCAUGAUGGUGGUAACGUUGAUAAUAUGGAUUGGUACGAAUGAUCAAGUUAUGGGUGCAACCACCAUGGAUGAUGAAGCAAAACCAACAGGUCCUAGGUGGUGUGUGGCAAAGUAUGGAACAAGUGAGCAAGCACUAACAGAUAUUAUAGAGUGGAUUUGUGCCGGGCGUAAAGUAGAUUGUUCCCCUUGUAGGGAAGGUGGAAGCUGUUAUGAACCAGAUACUUUGUAUAGGCACGCUUCUUUUCUCAUGAAUCGAUACUAUCAAGUUAAUCGUCAAAAAGGGGAUUGUGAUUUCAGUGGCAAUGGUAUCGAGAUUGAAUUUGAACCUAGUUGUGGAAAGUGCUAUUAUGAUCUUAAACAAGAGUGAUUUUAAAGAGGGGAAUGAAUUAAGUUGGUCUAGAAGCUUUUAUUAAAUAAAUUAGCGCUUCUCUAUAUAUAUGUUGUGGGUAGGAAAAUGGAGUUGAUACGUCAUACGUAUUUACUCUUGUGUUACAUGGUUAUAACGUGCCCAUAUCUAUCUAUCCGAGAGUCCGAGACUUGUAUUGUUCAUAAAACUAGUUGGUCAUCCGUGCUAUGCACGGGUCAGUGUCUGGCUUAUGAUGUUUUAAAAUUCAAUAAGCUUAUGAUCCUGGAAAUUAAUAAAACAUCCAAUAAACUAAUAAAAACACAAGAGA
This is a messenger RNA of Papaver somniferum (opium poppy), 1022 nucleotides long. Its product is annotated as major pollen allergen Ole e 10-like. The record is from RefSeq and is a predicted model, not a curated record. The coding region runs from base 308 to 715 and encodes 135 amino acids. Lineage: Eukaryota; Viridiplantae; Streptophyta; Magnoliopsida; Ranunculales; Papaveraceae. The transcript is spliced from 2 exons.